Molecule: messenger RNA, 966 nt
Organism: Photinus pyralis (common eastern firefly)
Lineage: Eukaryota; Metazoa; Arthropoda; Insecta; Coleoptera; Lampyridae
Product: INO80 complex subunit B
Exons: 3
Coding region: 139-963 (274 amino acids)
Biological process (GO): chromatin remodeling
Cellular component (GO): Ino80 complex
Source: RefSeq, a predicted model, not a curated record
UUAACCAAUUAGUUAGACAAAGAGAGAAAUAAAAAAUUGAAUGCUUCCAUCAUCCAUGGGAUGCUACUCUAAUAAACAUAACCUAUUUAUAACCUAACAUUUGCAAUGUUAUUGGAAACAGUAAUUAUUAAAUAAUUUAUGGAUUCUAAAAAUGAAUCCGAUUCACAAUCUACUCCUCCGAAAAAGUCUAAAAAGCACAGGCAAAGGAGUCCCAAGUUUCAGCCUCCUGAAGACGACUCAACCGAAGACCUGAUAAUUGCCGAGGAUGUAAGCUUAAGUUCAUCUUCGUCAUCCUCUAAAAAUAAAAUAAAAAUACAGACGCCCACUUCGACCAAUAAGAAACGAAAGAAACGAGAUAGCGCGACUUCUAGCGACGAAGAGCGAUGGCUAACGGCAAUCGAAUCGGGAAAACUCGAAGAUGUAGAUGACGAAUUGAAGAAAAUUAAACCUAAAGAUCCGUCACUCAUGACCGCUCGUCAACGUGCCAUGUACGAUAGGGGCACGGAUGGCAGUCCGAGCAUUUCAACACCCACUUUGAUGUCGCUUCCGACCGGAUACAAGGAAAAAGUGAUGACGGCAGAAGCGAUACAAAAGGCGGCUAUUAAAUCUCAGAAACGCAAACAGCUGGCUGAUGAAAAGCGGGAAAAGGAUAAGAAGAAAACUAUGGAACGUUUACUGAAGAAGCAAGAGUCCAAGACGAAGAUAACAAAGCCUAAACUGUCGAAAUCGACAAUACCUAAAAUUUUGUACAUACAAAAUAUUGAUAGUUCAACCAUUACAUUUCCGCAAGAUUAUGAGUUCCCUCUACAACCGAAAAGGAUAGUGUAUCCAUCAAAAGUGUAUUGUGCAAUGGGUUGUGGAAAUUUAAAAAAAUAUUCUUGUAAAUUUACCAAUGUACCUCUGUGCAGUUUUAGUUGUUAUAAACAAAAUUUGGCUAGAAAUAAAGUGUUAAUGAAGCCUUGAGCA